AAAACGACACAAAUAACAUCCUUUUCUACCCCACCAGGACAUGGCUGAGCAGCCGUCGUUCCCAGACCGGGUUCCUCACCGCCGCCGGCCAGCCCCCCGCCCUCCUCGUGGUCCCAAUGACAUUUACGUGAACACGAAAACUGAUUUUCAGGCCCAGCUGUCUCGAUGCCGCCGUCUCCUGGCAAGCGGGGGACCGAAAGAACUGAGAGUGCACGGCCUAGGCCUGGCCAUCGGCCGAGCCAUUAACCUCGCCCUGCAGUUGCAGCUCUCAAUGCCCGACGUCCUUCUCAUCUCUGCUAGUACAUCCACGGUGGAGCUGACCGAUGAUAUGGAACCAGAGGGAGGGGAGGACGGGGAGCCGGGCGUCCGCAGCAGGAACAACUCUGCCAUUCACAUCCGCGUGUACCGAGCGCAGGAAGAGUGACGCGGGAGCCACCCGCAUGCACCGAGCUCAGGAAGGGUGACGCAGCAGCCUGGCACCACUUUAUGCUGUGUAUGGGGGAGCUCGGUAACCCGUCCAUGGGGCAUGAGGGGGGUUCAGUGCUGCAGUGCGCCUCUAGAAGACGGGCCCCUUGUAUGUGAUAUAAUACCAGUGGCCCCUCAGCAAGGAUGGGCUUUAUAAUGGGGAGAAGACAUCAGACAGAUUAGGGAUGGCAUUGGGGCUGUAUAUUACUGCUCCACACUGAACAGGACUGUACCCCCUGAUAAUAAGGUGUCAGUGUUAUAUCUCCAUGUGGCCAUUGCCCUGUAAGACUGUCUUAUCUCUAUAAGAACUGUGAUGGUGUUAGUGUAAUUGUACAGUGUUGCCCUAUAAAUCUCAGUCCUUAAUUAUCCAUAGAAUUAGAACAGAUCUGGCUUCUUACAUUGUAUAUAACCCCAUGUAGGUGUACAAGCAGUACUCUCCCUUGUAAAACGCCUUGUCUUUCUGUAACAUAAAUCACUAUACUUA
Molecule: messenger RNA, 949 nt
Organism: Pseudophryne corroboree (corroboree frog)
Lineage: Eukaryota; Metazoa; Chordata; Amphibia; Anura; Myobatrachidae
Gene: POP7
Product: POP7 homolog, ribonuclease P/MRP subunit
Exons: 1
Coding region: 41-424 (127 amino acids)
Biological process (GO): tRNA 5'-leader removal
Cellular component (GO): nucleolar ribonuclease P complex; nucleus; ribonuclease MRP complex
Molecular function (GO): nucleic acid binding
Source: RefSeq, a predicted model, not a curated record